AUGGACACGGCCAGUCUGGCGCACCUUCUCUAUGUCGUCGGCUCCAUGUGCCUCGGCGUCGGCCUUUGCGUCCUCGGCGUGCUUUGCUUCUUCUUGCCGCACACCGCCGCCGAGAUGUACGGCCUCCCGCUGCAGGCGGAGUGCUCCGCCCCGGCGCGCCAGGACGAGGCGUGGGUGCUGGCGACUGGCUUCCGCGACCUCUUCCUCGGAAUCAUAACGCUUGCGCUCUACCUCACACAGCCGCAGGCGAUGCGUGUCUUCCUGCCUUGCCUCGUGCCGCUGCCGCUGGCGGACGCGCUCCUCGCCCUGGCCUACCAGGCAGAGCCUCUCGCCGUGGCGACUCACCUCGGCGGCACAUUCGGAGUGCUGGUCUUAGCGAUCGCGGCGCGGUGCGACCCGGCGCUGGAUUCCGCGGGCAAGGGCCGAUCCGCGUGA
Emiliania huxleyi CCMP1516 is the source of this 435-nucleotide messenger RNA. RefSeq lists its product as hypothetical. Bases 1 to 435 code for a protein of 144 amino acids. The transcript has a single exon. Lineage: Eukaryota; Haptophyta; Isochrysidales; Noelaerhabdaceae. The record is from RefSeq and is a predicted model, not a curated record.